Molecule: messenger RNA, 1557 nt
Organism: Closterium sp. Naga37s-1
Lineage: Eukaryota; Viridiplantae; Streptophyta; Zygnematophyceae; Desmidiales; Closteriaceae
Source: the annotation of a GenBank genome assembly
AUGAGAUGUUUGCUUUCUUCAAGAAUGCUCGCUUCCCUCGCGCACAGCAGACAAAUAGUCCCCUACUACACUGCCCACAUCCAUUCCUCUUUCUCGCUCUUGCCUCCUUGCUUUCCUCGCCGCUCUCUUGCUCCCUGCUCUCUUGCUCCCUGCUCUCUUGCUCCCUGCUCUCUUGCUCCCUGCUCUCUUGCUCCCUGCCCUCUUGCUCCCUGCCCUCUUGCUCCCUGCCCUCUUGCUCCCUGCCCUCUUGCUCCCUGCCCUCUUGCUCCCUGCUGUCUUGCUCCCCGCUCCCUUGUCCCCCGCUCUCUCGCCCGCUGCUCUCUUUACCCCUGCUCUCCUGCCUCCCGCUCCCUUCUUCCCCGCUCUGUUUCUCCCACUCUCUUAACCCCCACUCUCUUAACCCCCACUCUCUUUUCCACACCCUCUUACCCCCCCGCUCUCUUUCCCCCCGCUCUCGUCCCCCUCUCUCUCUUUCCCCCGCUCUCUUGCCCCCUGCUUUUUUCCCCCCCUGCUCUCUUCCCUCUCUAUUCUCCCCUCUCUUGCCCGGCCCCUCCCUUGGCACGCAAUGCAAUGCAGACGGAGGAUCGGCUGCCGAGCCUGGAGGAGCAGGGCGUGCGACAGCUCUUCCCCUCCACCAAGAAUAUCAGUGAGCACUCUCAACUCAACUAUCGCACCUUUUUAGGCGCCUCAAAGGGCAAGAAUGUCAGAGAGAAACUCUCAAGUAUCACUCGCACGCCCCCCGACAUGCCAUCAUGCCAUCAUGCCAUCAUGUCCCUCUGCCCUUUCCCUGUCUUCCCUGCCCCUGCCUGGUCUCGCCCGCGCCUGUCAUGUCCACUCCCAGACACGCGUGCAGAGCUCAAGGCACUGGGGCGAGACCUGGGCCUACUGGUGCUGGAGCAGGCAGGCAGCCGUGCUGGUGGAGCCACUUUAAAAGCACUGGGUCGGGAAUUAAACCCGCUGGUGCUGGAGCUGGCAGACGUGCUGGUGGAGCGGCCAUCAUGCCGUUAUGCCCUCCUCAUCCUCUCCACCCACUCACCCUCACCCCCCUCCUCCCCCUUAGACACACGAGCAGAGCUGAAGGCGUUAGGCCAGCUGAAGGCGUUGGGGCGGGAGCUGGGCCUGCUGGUGCUGGAGCUGGCAGACGUGUUGGUGGAGCGGCCAUCACAGGCAGGGCGGUGUGUGGAGGACAUCUCGCUGCUCUUCACCAACCUGCACUUCCUCCUCAACUCGCUGCGCCCUCAUCAGGCGCGGGCAACGCUAACACACAUACUCAAGACGCAGCUGGAGAUGCGCAAGCAGUCCUUACAAGGCAUCAAGGAGCAGCGAGCGGCAGUGUGGGAGGUGCUGAGGCUGGCGGUGGGAGAGGUGGAGGCGGCCACACAAGGGGUAGAGGGAGGAGGGACCAGCAGCAAGGGUGGUGCGGAGGGAGCGGAGGUGGAAGGAGGGGGAGGCGGCAAGCAGCAACACGAGGGGAAGGUGGAGCUGAGGACAGCAGCAAGGGUGGUGCAGGGGGCGGAGGUGGAGGGAGCGGGAGGCGGCAAGGCAAGCAAUGAAUGA